ACUACUUCCAAAAUAAAAAUAAAAAAACGGAAAAUCCCCAAAAAGGUAAAAGGAGAAAAAGAAAAUCCCCAAAAUCGCCCUAAAAAAUCUUGGAAGAACUCCGACCCCGGCGGAAACCUCUCCGAUCUUUCGAAAAUUCACCGAUCAUAUCUUCGGCUUCUCCUUCUUGUUUCGCCUCUAGGGUCUGUAAUCUCUGACACUUGCUCCUUUGAUCCUAAUUUUGUCUCCUUAUCUUCCUCGCGUGUUUGAGUUCACUCACUCACACGUGCGACACUCGAUCAUCACCGACUCUCUAUUGCCUCUGUUCUACUGCGUUUCGUGGUCUCGAUCAUCGUAACGAUUUUGUUUCCGUGACCUUUCGAGAGAAGAGAGUUUGUUUCUUUGUUUCGAGGUUGUUUUUUUGAUAUAAUUGUGGGGAUGUUCGGAUGUAUUUUGGUUGCUUUCUUGUUGCUCCUCUCGCUAUUUUCAUCCAAUGUUGUUGGUUUUUGCAAUGCUUUUUGAUCAUGUCUAGUCUUAGACUCUUAUCAUUCGAGUUCAACUGUAGACUAAUGUGAACGAAUGCAGAAUUAAAUUGUUGCUUCAUCUGGUGCUGGUGCUAGUGGAGGGCCUUCACGUAACAUCGCUGGUCCUAUGGACCAUGAUAACCUGAAACUCCGGCAGUACAUGCAAAACUUUGUCUUCAACAUUCUACUGCAACGGCAACAAUCUCCUGUUGAUGCUGCGUCAAAGGCAAAGUGUAUGGAGGUUGCUAGACGCUUGGAGGAAGGGCUGUAUAAGAUUGCUAACUCAAAGGAGGAUUACGUGAACCGGUCAACCCUUGAGUCUCGGAUUAUGGCCCUAAUGAAAAGCAGAUACAUGAGUAACUACAAUCAGUUACUUGCUGAUUCCUCUUCGGUUGGAGCGAUGAUACCUACUCCAGGAUUAUCACACGCAGCGGGUAAUCCUAGUUCGAUGGUUACAACCUCUGCUGAUGCUACAGUAGCUGGAAACAACAACAGCACAAGUACAGCUGUGAACACUGGAAACCUUCUAGCUGCUGGUGGCAUGCAUGAAGGCAAUGUCUCUACUGGAUACCAACAUUCAUCGAGAAACUUUUCUCUUGGUUCCGGAGGGAACCUGGCAUCCUUGGGUUCUCAAAGAAGUACUGCCCAGAUGAUUCCUAUACCUGGGUUCGCUAGCAAUGGUACUGAUAACAACAGUGAUGGAUUUUCUGCUGAGAUCACGAUGGUACUUCAGUCUCAGCAACAGCAGCAAAGGCAGGAUAUUGGUGGUCAAAAUAUUCAAAUGUUUUCAAACCAAAUGACUGCUGGCCGUAGACCUGACAUGCAACCAAAACCGGCUGGUGUGUCCAAUAUCUCUGUAAAUGAUGGUGUUGGAGUGAACGAAAAAAGUGUAGAGCCAGGGGAAGGUUAUAGAACAAAAAACCCUGACACCUUUGGAUUAGGAAUCCGACAGAUUCAGCAAAUGUUACGCCCUCAGAAUAUAGGUUCUGAUCCUAAGAACAGUUUUAGAAAUCUUGCUGUUGGAGUAGAAUUAGAACCCAGUCCACGGGGUCAAUGGCCUUCCCAGUCUCAGGAAAACACUCAAAAUUCUAAUGGUAUGUCAAGUGAACAGAAGGCUGAGGAGGGUUUCCGUCGAAGAAGUACCGGAAUAGAUGAAGCUCAACCUAAUAAUUUGACCGAAGGGUCUGUUAUUGAUCAAAAUCAUACUUCUACCAUAUCCGAAUCCCAUAGUCUGCAAAAUUCUAUUGCAUAUCAACAGAGAUGGCUCUUGUUUCUACUUCAUGCACAGUCCUGCAAACCGCCAGUAGGGAAGUGCACAGAGCGAAAUUGCGUUACUGUUCAGAAACUAUGGAGUCACAUGGACAGUUGUGUAAAACCUCGGUGUUUGUAUUCGCGUUGUGGUAUCACAAAGUCAUUGAUUAUCCACUUUAAAACCUGCAAGAAUAUUCGGUGCCGCCUCUGUGUACCAGUGAGAAGAACCUACAAUCAGCAACAAGCUAAUGCGCGUCUCCAGGCCCGUUCACAAAACAAAAGCAUCGCGGUGAACAGAGAUGUAGUAUCAAAUGAUUCACUGUGCGCUACUGCUGGAGCUGUUUCUAGUGCCCCUGGCUGUGCUGACACUUUAGAUAAUUUGCAAGCUUCAUCAAAACGGUUGAAAGUGGAGCCGUCUUUUCAACCAGUGGUCUCUGAUACUGAAAGUUGUAAAAGCUCCACUGUUUCAAAAACAGAAACAGAAUUAUCUCAGGAUGCUGAAAGAGAGGAUCAUAGGCACAGCGAUGCACAUGCGGUAUUGAAGUCGGAGAACGUGGAAGUGAUAGAAGAAAUUUCUGAUAUUUCUGUUCAAGCUGGAUUCGGCAUCAAAGAGAAACAGCAUGAAGCUUUUGAAAAUGAUCCCAAGCAUAGGCCUGUCAGUGAACCAGGUCAACAUGAUCUAUCUGGUGCCUCGCCAAAGCAAGAAAACAUAAAAAUGGAGCAAGAGACGAAGAAAGAAGUUCUGGUGGAGUCUGCUUAUGUUGUUGCAUCAAAAUCUGGAAACCCAAAGAUAAAGGGUGUUUCUUUGACUGAAUUUUUCACUCCCGAACAAGUGAGAGAACAUAUUCGUGGUCUUCGUCAGUGGAUUGGCCAGAAUAAAGUCAAUGCAGAAAAGAAUCAGGCCAUGGAGAAUUCGAUGAGUGAGAAUUCCUGCCAGUUAUGUGCGGUGGAGAAGCUUACGUUCGAGCCACCACCGAUUUAUUGUACUCCUUGUGGUGCUCGUAUCAAAAGAAAUGCGAUGUACUAUACAGUUGUAUCUGGUGAACAUCGGCAUUACUUUUGUAUUCCCUGUUAUAAUGGAUCCCGAGGAGACACUAUACUCGCUGAAGGGACUUCGAUGCCGAAGGCAAGACUCGAGAAAAAGACAAACGAUGAAGAGACUGAAGAAUGGUGGGUCCAGUGUGAUAAAUGUGAGGCCUGGCAGCAUCAAAUAUGUGCUCUAUUUAAUGGGAGAAGGAAUGAUGGGGGGCAAGCUGAGUACACCUGCCCGAAUUGCUAUAUACUUGAGGUAGAGCACAAUGAGAGAAAGCCUUUGCUUCAAAGCGCUGUUCUUGGAGCGAAAGACCUGCCAAAAACGAUUCUCAGUGACCAUAUAGAGCAGCGGUUGUUUCAAAGGCUGGAGCAGGAAAGGACUGAGAGAGCCAGGGCUCAAGGAAAAAUUUGUGAUGAGAUUCCUACUGCUGAAUCCCUUGUUGUUAGAGUUGUUCUAUCCGUUGACAAGAAGCUGGAAGUCAAAUCUCGAUUUCUUGAAAUUUUUAGGGAGGAUAAUUUCCCCACAGAAUUUCCAUACAAGUCCAAGGUGGUUCUAUUAUUCCAAAAGAUUGAAGGUGUAGAAGUUUGCUUGUUCGGGAUGUAUGUCCAAGAAUUUGGAUCCGAAUGUUCAUCUCCUAAUCAUCGUCGUGUGUAUCUCUCGUAUCUGGAUUCUGUGAAAUACUUUAGACCUGCGAUUAAAUGUGCUUAUGGAGAGGCUCUGCGCACUUUUGUAUACCAAGAAAUUCUAAUUGGUUACCUGGAUUACUGCAAAAUGCGUGGUUUCACAAGCUGCUAUAUAUGGGCUUGUCCACCACUGAAGGGUGAUGACUAUAUCCUAUAUUGCCAUCCAGAAAUUCAGAAAACGCCAAAGUCUGAUAAACUACGGGGGUGGUACUUAGCAAUGUUGAGAAAAGCUGCAAAGGAAGGGAUUGUAGUGGGAACUACAAAUCUGUAUGACCAUUUUUUCUUGCAAAUUGGUGAAUGUAGAGCUAAGGUUACGGCAGCUAGGCUCCCGUAUUUCGAUGGUGACUAUUGGCCAGGUGCAGCAGAGGAUAUCAUACAACAAAUGUGUCAUGAAGAUGAUGGUGGAAAGGGAAAUAAGAAAAGAAUUCUGAAGAAACCCAUUACAAAAAGGGCUCUAAAAGGAUCCGGCCAGUCGGAUCUGUCUAGGGAUAUGUCUAUAGAUCAGCUGCUAAUGCAUAAACUUGGUGAGACCAUUCGCCCCAUGAAGGAGGAUUUUAUCAUGGUUCACUUGCAGCCUUGUUGCACGCAUUGCUGUACACUGAUGGUAACUGGAAAUCGUUGGGUCUGCAGCCAGUGCAAAGACUUCCAGUUAUGUGACGGGUGCUAUGAGGCUGAACUGAAACGAUGGGGCAAAGAAAGGCAUCCUGUUAAUCAAAAGAAUCAACAUACACUGUAUCAUGUUGAGAUCACCGAUAUUCCUGCAGACACCACGGAUAGAGAUGCGAUACUUGAAAGUGAAUUUUUUGAUACGAGGCAAGCAUUCCUGAGUCUUUGUCAAGGGAACCAUUAUCAGUAUGAUACACUGAGGCGGGCAAAACAUUCCUCAAUGAUGGUGCUUUAUCAUUUGCACAAUCCAACUGCUCCUGCUUUUGUCGCAACAUGUAACGCAUGUCACCUCGAUAUCGAAAGUGGUCAAGGUUGGCGUUGUGAAGUUUGCCCGGACUACGAUGUAUGCAAUGCUUGUUACAGUAGAGAAGGCUGUGUUAAUCAUCCUCACAAGUUGACAAAUCGUCCGUCACUAGGUGAUCAGAAUGCUCAGAAUAAAGAAGCUAGGCAAUUGCGAGUCUUGCAGUUCACGAUAAUGCGCGAUCUUCUGGUGCAUGCGAUACAAUGCCGUCUUGCUAAAGAUUGUCAAUAUCCCAACUGCCGCUAUGUGAAUAGGCUAUUUCAACAUGCCGUCCAUUGCAAAAUACGUGUUGGAGGAGGCUGUGAUCGGUGCAAGAAAAUGGUGCAUCUCUUGCAAAGCCACGCUCGGGCCUGCAAUGAAUCAAAUUGCGAUGUAGUUCGAUGCGGGGAGCUGAAGGAACAUCUGAGAAGGAUACAGCAGCGAUCAGAAUCACGGCGCAGGGCAGCCGUCAUGGAGAUGGUGCGACAGAGAGCCGCAGAAGUCGCUGGGACCUCCGGUUGAUUCAGUUGCAUAUAUUUAUUUGAUUUAGGAUAUAUAAACAAAAGCGAAAAUCUAAUUUUCCUUCCGAAAGGUAAUUCACUUGAAGAAGAAGACAACGAUGUGAAUAUUACCAGCUAGUGAAGAAGCAUGGAUUCAAACCCAAUAACGGUUUAACAGAUAGAUUCGUAUUUUUUUUUGUCACAAGUCAUGGAGUGAUGAUGAUGGUGGUGAUUAACUUGGGGCACAAGCUCUCGGGUGCCCAUUUUUAGUAGAAGGAUCUUAUGCUCUGGUUGUUAGGUUUCAAGACUCUUUAGUUCAGUUCAGUAGCUUGAUCUGGAUGGUGAUUCAAUGACACUAUAACUUCUCUGUUUUUGCUUACCAUAACUUCUUCUAGUCAAGUAAGAUGAAGAGAGUGUAUAUGGGGGGAGACGUCUGUUAACAUUUUUGAAUUCACUGUGUUAAUAACAUUCUCACAUCCUUAAUUGGAAUAGGUUUUGGUUUUAACAA
Brassica napus (rape) is the source of this 5424-nucleotide messenger RNA. RefSeq names its product histone acetyltransferase HAC12. Bases 631 to 4938 code for a protein of 1435 amino acids. Gene Ontology annotation, molecular function: histone acetyltransferase activity; zinc ion binding; chromatin DNA binding. The transcript has 16 exons. Gene Ontology annotation, cellular component: histone acetyltransferase complex; transcription regulator complex. Lineage: Eukaryota; Viridiplantae; Streptophyta; Magnoliopsida; Brassicales; Brassicaceae. Gene Ontology annotation, biological process: positive regulation of transcription by RNA polymerase II. The record is from RefSeq and is a predicted model, not a curated record.